Molecule: messenger RNA, 850 nt
Organism: Symbiodinium necroappetens
Lineage: Eukaryota; Dinophyceae; Suessiales; Symbiodiniaceae
Source: the annotation of a GenBank genome assembly
AUGGGGACCUCGUUGUACCACCUGGCCGCGGCUGUUCUGCGCAGAGCCGACCCCGAGGGCGUCAACGCUGCGGUACUCUCGCUGCUGGAACAUCUGCAGAACGAUGACGAGACACAGCAGUUUGACGGCUUCCUGAAGAAGAAGAAUGCCGCAGAAUCUGCCCGACUGGCAGAUAGCGUGUCUCAAAGGACACUGCGAGGCCUUUGCGUCAUCGACGCAGCACUGUCCCAUUCCUCGGUGCAGGCUGGUUCUGAGGACGUGGCUCCUCUACUAGGUGGAAGUGAGCUCGUUCAUACUUGGCUGCGUCCAGCACUGACCCGAGCGGACGCUGCCGAGCCACUGCUUGGAGCGAGCUGGUCUCGCCACCGCAUGCUGGCCAUCAGGUGCAUGGCUUUACUCACCUCUGUGGAGCCGGAAGUUGCCUCCACUCACUGGCCCUUCUUCCUGUCCCUGCUCCGACGGUUUGGGAGUCGGUCGGGGCGGGAGGCAGAACUCAUCUCGCAGACCUGCGCCAUGUUCCUGUCCGACGUCUUGCUGCUGCACAGUGGGGCGAGUGAGUGGUUUCCCGACCCGGCGGCGAAGUCCGCAGCUCUGCUUGCGGCUCUGCGGAAGGCGCAGGCCGUGUCGCCACCCUUACGCAGGAAGCUGUCCGAGAAGAUUGCCAUGAUGAUGCUGUAUGGUGCCGAUAGAGAGAUCACCAUCGAGUCGACUUGGGCACUGACCUCCAUGAUGCUCGAGGUCUUCCAUCACCCCGCUGGCAAGCCCAGUGCGGAAGUCGCGGACUCUGCAAAGCUGGACUUAGAGGAGGCGGAGGAGGCUGCUCAUCGAGGGCGACUGCUGUGCUUUUUCG